AGAUCAGUUUGUUCAAGAGCGUCAGAUUCAUUUUCCAGUAGUUCGCAUACAAUCUUCACCAUAAGGUUUACCCAGGUAAUAACAACAAUUUAAAAUGCAUGACUUUUUUUCGUGAGUUUGAGGCGAUUUGUAUUUACAGUCAACGCGCACGUUGCUUUUUCGAGGAAAUAUUUAAUAUUCUUGAUAUAUUUAGGCGCGUCUUGAAGAAAAUUUGCCAAGUGAAAUUGUCAGUGUGAUUCAACUUGUGGAUUUAGCAGGAAGCAAGAGCAUACAUGACGAGGUAAAUUGAUAGUUACAAAUGAUUUGCCUUCCUUACAAAUGAGAUAUGUCCGGAGUUAGGCACCAUUCUGGUCAGACAAUACGGAAGUGUGGUUAUACUCAAUCGAGGAUGCCUCAUGCGUCGUAAACGAAAACCAUGCAUGGUAGACAAUGGUAGACACACGUUUCGCAGGUACAGCAACAACAACAACAACGUUAGCAAGACUACCAUUUUGUACUGGUUAAAACCAGAAUUACACAAAGUAAUUUUCAUCCGAGCCCUUACUACUGAUUAUUGCCAUGUAUUCUCUCCAGUAAUCGUGGCAGUGACAAUAGGCCCUUUGCAGCAAGUCAUUCACGCAACAAACGCAAUGCUGAAGAGCAAGGAAGCACCGGCAAGACAAAAUAGCAAUUUCCUUUUCUCAGUGCGUCUCUUUUUCUCCAGCAUGGCGGUCUUGUACCACGUGAAUUGGACGACUAGCUGCAAUGAGCCUAUUCAUAAGUGUUCAAGGUAGAUUUUGUUCAUCUGCAAAAUGAUAGUCUAUGCUAUAACCUUUGUUCGGACGGCACUGGCCGACCACAGAUUUCGUCGGGUAUGGGCCAUGUCGUUCGUGGUGAAGGAACGCGUGACGAAGGUACGAAGCCCUAUAAGGAACGUCUGGGAGGGAGGGUAGGGUCAGUUUUAGUUGUACAUUGAUCAAUGACCAACUGUUAUCUGCAGCUCAGUUUGACCCGUAAUUGAUGAAUAAACUGUUUCUUUCUAUGCUGCUCAAAAAUCGAGAUGUUUCUGUUUUAAUUUUUAUGUUUAAGUGUUCUGACAGCUGUUCCACUUCUGAUGGCGACAAAUCUCUGAUGAUGCUGGAGCGGGUGAUGUCUACGUUAGCAAACCGCGGCUCAAACUCCUCAACGUCCGGCCCUUCCGUCCCAUACAAAGACUCUGUAAGUAGAAAAACCUUCCCAUUUAAAAUGUGAAAUGACCAUCAAUAAGAGAUUGACAACUAACAUCACAAACUUUAGUCUUUGUUAGAGCUAACAGAGGAAUUAUGCGAUGUGUUUGGUUGAUGUGUAAGAUGAAGCUACCUUAUUGGUGGAAAAAAGUAUAAUGACGUUUGAAUGACUUGCGUCAUGCACAGUCGUACCAGCUCGGGUCACCUGAUGCCUUUCGGCUUAUGAAGGUGCCCAAAUUAUGGUGUGUUCAUUUUUUUAAGUUCCAGCCGUAAUUACUGGUGUUUGAUGUUAUGAAGAUUUCGCCUUGAACAUUAAAAAUGAGAGUGAAAGGGCCACAAAAUCGUGCAACUUGUUUUGUAACAUUCCUGCAAAACGAGUUCAAUAGCGAUGUUGCUUGUUGUAGGUUACGAGAAGUUAUUUUUCAACAUUUUUUCACGUACGUGUGUAUAGGUAGCUACACUCUUGUUUUCGUGUUUUAUUUUUAUCACCCCAAUCGCUCUCGCCGAACCCUCAAAAACGGCCCAUAAUCAAAACGUUUUGUUUUUUGUCUGGCGCCAGUCGAAGGCUGUAUUGUUCGCAACUUGAUUCAAAAGAAAUCCUCAAUCCUUUGUGCAGACAAAACAGAAAAGAAUAGGAUAACCAAUGAAAUAAAAACAGUUGUGUUCUUGUGUUAGGGAGGUUAAGCAACGACGACGGCAACGGCAACGGCAACGAGGACGUCUAAAAAGCAAUAGGUUGAGAUUGGUAAGACAACAACUUUGCACGUGCAACUCGCUUUUUUGUACGUUUCUUUGCCGUCACUCCACGACUACAACGUGAAAAUGCCUAAUUUCACGUUUUGUCGAGGACGUGAACACAAGACAACAACUUUCUUUUUCUUUUCCUGAACUUUGAGGCAGUCUUUUAGAAUUCAACUACAAAAAUAUUUGCAAACAUUUAACGAAUUAAACGAGAUGGAAUAAGCGCGAUUUUGUUUGAGGCAACGCGAAUUCACCUUUUAAGUGACGUUUUCAUAGCCGUCGCCGUCGUUGUUGCUUAAGCUCCCUAUUAGGGACUUUAAGAUUCAACGACGCGACGGCAAAGAAAAACGUCGCUUAAAAAGUGUAUUUGCUUUCUUUCAGUCUUUAUCGCAAUUAUUCCUACCCACUUACUUUAUCACUAAUGUAGGCGAACCCUCCUGGAGUUGAAUUCCUAGGGACCAUAUCCAAGUUCAGAAAGAGAAAUAGCAUUUCGUUGUUCCUUGUUUACGUACUCCAUAAAAUGAGAAAUUAGGUAUUUUCACGUCGUAGUCGUGCAAAAACGGGUAAAGACAUGUACAAACGAGCGUGAUGCACGUGCAAAGUUGUUGUUUUGGUUGUAAAACCUAUUGUUUUUAUGAGGUUUUUGUCGCCGUCCGCGUCGUUGGAUCUUAAAGUCCCUAUGAGAUCAACACGUAUAACUUCGUGUCUACACUAUGCCGUAUAGUUUUUCGUGCCGACAUGUAAAGCUAUCCGGUACAAUAGGAACGGCAACGGUACGGAAGUGAAACAAGUCGUACACACACAUCAAACAUCGCACGGAGCGGUUGGCUGAGAGAGUUUGGUGCACUUGAUCUCAAUUCUCACUUUUAAAUAUUUACUUCCGGUUCAGUGGGUUCCAGUCCUCGCUCCUACUCAUUUACUUCCGCUACGCCCCGAACACAUGUUUACCCUGCGAAGAAGAAUGACAAACCCACCAAAAUCAUCGUUCUUGUGUGUGAACAACAGUCCUAUUCGGUAUGGUUUUUCUUGUGGGCGUAAGAGCUAUCCGGUAUCGGUAUAGUGUAAAAAUGGCGUAAAUAAUUGACUUUUUUUUCAUUUUGUUGUAGGCGCUGACCUGGAUAUUGAAAGAUUGUCUUGGUGGAAACUAUCGAACAGUUAUGCUCGCUGCUGUAUCACCAUCGGCUUCUUGUCACAACGAGACGCUGAACACGCUGAGAUUCGCAAAUCAAGCUAAAAAUAUAGUGAAUGACCCUAAAGUAAAUGAGGUAAGCUUUGAUUUGAGAAAAACAAGCAAACAAAUGAGCAAACAAAGGGGGAACCAAGUCUACCAAUUUUGAAAAACACUUUCAAAUUACUGUUUUUCACUGUCUAUUUUCUAAUUGCUUUUGAGUAUUGCGGAACAGUCAGGGAGCAUAAGCAACGACGACGGCGGCGGUUACGAGAACGUGAAAAAAGCAAUAGGUUUAGAUUGGCAAAACAACAACUCUGCACGUGCAUAACGCUUUUUUGUACAUUUCUUUGCCUUCACUGCACGACUGUGACGUUAAGUGCCUAAUUUCACGUUUUUUGGAGAACAUGAACACAAGAGAACGACUUUCUUUUUCUGUUCCUAAACUUCGAUACAGCCUUAAGAAUUUCACUCCAGAAAAAUUUUCCGACAUUUGACGAAUUGAACGAGAUGGAAUAAGCGCGAAAAAGUUUGAAUGAGCGCCAAUUCAGUUUUUAAAUGACGUUUUUUUAAGCACCCUAGGUUUUACUCUUAAAAAAUCAAACUACUGCACACAAAACGUGACGCGCUGAUAGCUUGGAUCAAUUAACGCGUGCAGAGGACACAGUCUCGCCCUCGUAAACCCGUAAAGCGAGUAAAUUCAAGAUUGGCUGAAACAUUGUCCUGACAAAAGAAAAGGUUUACAGGCGUAGUUUGGGCUUGAGUUUAGCUAACUGCUUACCAAAACCCCCUUCUAAGCCCUUUUAAAUUUGUCCAGCCGUCACACCUAAAAAUAGUUUGCUGUUAAUAGCGUAAGAAGGCUUGCAACCCAAACUAGAGAGCCAGUACUAUACUUAUGUGGGGGUCCGCUGAGUCUCUGUGCCGCGAGAAAGUCAGACUUCGUUUAAAAUAACUGGCCCUAAAUACCUACCCUGGAAAUAACCUCUUGCUCAUAGAGCGCACCUAUAUAAUUGGUGCAUGAAAAUUGCCUAGUUUCUCGGCUAACGGAUAUGACCUCAAUGCACUACGAACUCCCUGUUGACCGAGACAAGUUGCACAAACGCGCUUAUAGGUAUUCACCACGAGCCAUAAUAUUAUGGCUCUUGGUAUUCACGGUGCUAAUCAAGUAAUUUGCGCUUUGUAUUUUCAGGACGAAAAUGUGAAAUUGAUCAAAGAGCUCAAGUUAGAAAUACACACACUGAAAAAGAAGUUAAAGGUAUGCUUUAUUAAUAUAUUUUCUCCAUGAUCAGGUUUUUUUUUUUUAAGCAAUUGUUGUAGUAAUCCGUCCAUUCAUAAGUGGACUGAAUUUCUCUGUGUUGACAAGCCUGCUGCCUUAGUAAAAUAUGUCAGAGCCCCAGGCGCCAUAAUUAAUAAAUGAAAACAGAGAAUUUAUUGAUCGAUUAGUUCCGAACAUUAAACUUAAAUGUUCAUUGAAACGAACGAAAUGAAAUAAUAACGUAUUGAAUGCGUUAUCGUGGCUUCCAGGAUAGAACUACAGUUGAAUAGUUUUUAUUAUUUUUAUUAUUAUUAAUUUUAUUAUAAUUAUUAUUAUUAAAAAGAAACUUUUGAAUUUUAGAGGCUGACAAUUUUUUUUAUUGAAAUGAAAUGUCUUUAAUUCGAACAAAUUUUUCUUAGUUAAAUUAACUCUUUCUAAGCUAAAUUAAGUGCUUUUUAAAUUUAUUAUUAUUAUUAUUAUUCUUGAUCAAUAACGAUUUCUUAAAACAUAAGCAAGCGAAUAUUAACGUUAAAAGCCGACGUUUCGGUAUCAUCAUGACACCAUUCUCAAGGCAAAAUGAAUAAGUAAUGCGAAGAUUUGAUUUCUAUUUGUAGAGACUACAGAAAUCAAAUCUUCGCAUUACUUAUUCAUUUUGCCUUGAGAAUGGUGUCAUGAUGAUAACGAAACGUCGGCUUUUAACGUUAAUAUUCGCUUGCUUAUUAUUAUUAUUAUUAUUAUUAUUAUUAUUAUUAUUAUUAUUAUUAUUUUGCGUUAUUGUCCAUUUCUUUAUACCCAGAGUCUAUCUUUAUCUUUCAUCCUCUCCUUCGUGAAGUUCUUUUUGCUUUGUCUAGUUCGUGCUUCCUCACAGUCAGUUUGAACCUGGCAAUUAAUAUUACACACCCUCUCACUGUCAAUCUUAAUUAAUGGGACCCGCAUGACUUAUUUUUUGGGGAUUUAUAGGUGACUAUUUACCCACUGGGCCUUGAAGAUUCGAAAUUAUCAUACUGAAGAAGGAGAUAUCUGAAGGCAAACUCGAAUACGGACGUGAAUUAGAGCAAUCCGCCAACUCAAUCUGAUUUUCCAAUGACAUUGCAGUAUUAUUAUGCUCGGAAUACUCUAAAGUCAUUUGGUCUUUGUUUCCGCUGUGUUAAAUCGUGAUUGCGUACGUGCUCAAAUAAGCAUGUCCUUAAGAUGGGAAAAAUGAAUUCCCAGCACGAAAACCCGUUUUUACCAACCGCAAAAGUAAUUCCCUGAAAACACAAAUAAAAAUCGAUUAACCGCAAAUUAAACUCCCGCAAAAAUUUAACUUCACACUGUCAAGAUUUAAACGUGUGUCCGGCCUCUAAUCUUGAUUUGGAAUAAAGGUUUCUUCUAUCGGAACGCUCAUUAUUGGUAAAGAUUUUCAGGCCUUUUCAGGUUAAAAGUAAUUUCCAUUCUCGUCUUUAUUCAGUUUUCCCUACUAAAGCGAUGUUCUCUGCUGCAUAGCCUCUUUAGCUUCUUCGAUCUGUUUCCUAAAAUUUAAAUCAAGCUGAAUGUUAGCUACCGAAAUUUGCAGUCAUUUGACCAGAAAAAACCAUCGCGAUUUUUAGCGAUCCGACAAGACCGAAAAUCACUGACACCACAUAAAGACGAGAAAAAGAAGAGCGAAAAGAGUAGGCAGAGAAGAGGGGAAAAAAAUGUCCGCAUUCUUAGUUUUUUGGCUGCUUUUCCCGUUGGAAGUCUAUUUCGCUAUUGGUAAGUUGUAAUUCGUCUUACGGUGAAUAAAUCCACGCUAUACGGAUUUUCUUUCGCGAUUCUUAAUUUUGUUAUAUGAAAGCAUUUCAAUUAAGACACUCUAAUUGUUUAAGUUGAAGUUUCUAAUGUGGCUUACUCUGUGGAAUUUCGAUGUUUAUGCAUUUGUUAAUUGGUAAUUUUGUCGAUAUGGGGUCAUAAAUCUAGGGCUAAAAGUCACCAAUAGAUCAACUAACUGUUGUUGUAGUCGUUUGUCAUACUUAGUAGCGUAUUUAUCAAGAUUUCACCCGUAAAGACUAAAAUCCAACGAUCUGUACCCGCGUUCGUAAUUUGUUACGAUUGUGUUUCCUUUGCUGACGUACUUGAGAUAAAAUUAAAAAGACUUCAAAACAAUUUUCAUCGAACAAUAGCUUGCUGUGGGAUCAAAUUGGCUCCAACACUUUUUUCAUAUCCAAUUUAAUCACUGUAUGAAAGAAACAGCUUCAUACUCGUGUAGAUAAUAAAACGAAAAAACCUUUGCCUUGAAAAAUACGCUGGAACCAUGCGGCGUGCUGACCGCCAUUCUGUCGCACUCAAACUGUGGUUGUCGCGGUGACCUUUUCAGCUUUAUCUUGUUAUGAAGUUUUGUUGUUAACCUCGUAAGCCGACGCAAUCUUGCUGGAGUGUCGCCCCAGAACGACGUUUCCGUCACCAGCUGCUUGCUAGGGACAGGUGCUUGCUAUUUUCCGUAAUUCUCACAAAACAAACAGUUGCGCGGACUAAAUAAUGCGAAAAUUUUAUCGACUCCUCUGCGAAAGCCUUAAACGCGCGUAAGGUGGAGCCUUUGAACCUCGCCGUCGAAAUACUGAAAAAGGACAAGUGUAGAGGAUACCUUCAAACGAUGACCCUGAGGCCAUAAGCGGUUUAUUCUACAUGUUCCGGUUUUUUCGCUUCUCAGGACUACGGGUAUAGUAAUUAAUACGACGUACAUGUGUUGUCAGGCAUGUUUGUUCUCUUCUUGUUUAUCAUGAAAUUUGUGGACUUAAGGCCGCCUCUUCUGCAAAUUUCACUCUUUGAUCAAAUUCAGUCAGUUCUUUUGUUCACCUUAGACGAAUCUGGCAUUGUUCGGAUGUUUUGCUUUGAUCUAUCCCUCGAAUUUACAUGUACUUUCGUUUUUUGUUUACCAAUUUCUUAGCGCGUUCUCUUCUUAACCUCGGCUCGAGAUAUCAUAAACAAGUUGCACUCUGCGUUUUGUGUUCAUCGUGGUCGAAAUCUUUUUAUUCUGAUGUUUUGCUUCCUCCUUAAUUACCACUCUUUUUAUGCGAUUGUCACCGACAUUCAGCGUUCUCGUAGUCACGUGACUAAUUUUGUUAUCUCUCCCCAUUAUUCAAUAACCUCAUUUUCACGAUGUAAUUCAAAUAACAAGUCGUUUGCUCAAUCUUGACAGGCUUUUAACUCUAACGAGCCAGCGUGAUCACUACAUUCAAAGUUCGGGAAGAUCGAUUUGGUCAAAUUCUACCUUCAGCAAUGCGUAUUGUUCGUAUAUUAGCGUCGGCAGUAUUUCCACAGGUAUAAAGUGUCACAAACGGCGUACGUAGUUUUUGCUUUUAGUUUUUGUUCAACAUACGCAUGAUAUCACCUCACAACGUCGUAAAGUAUUUCUCAUAAACCUUUCCUUCGAUUUGCUGUCCAGAUGCGCUCGUUUUUUCUUCCCUUUUUGUCUCCUAAAGACCUAGUUAAAAAGGACUUAAAGAGCGUUAGAAAAAAAUAUGCUCAGUAUUUUUCCCGUAGAUAAGUGCUAGUUGAACGGCAGAAUGUCCUAGCUAGCCGAAUGCACCUUGCAUUCUCUUUUCUGUAUUAAUUUUCUUUUGCAUUUCAGAGUGGUGAUGUGUCGAAUUCCUCAGAGGUCGACAAAACGGAGAGAAAGCUUCAGGAAAGUGAGGAUCUCAUGAAACGUUUGACAGGAAUAUGGGAAGACAAGUGGAGCAGAACUCAAAAACUCAUCGAGGUGAAGUGUUAAAAGUCUUUUCGCAGGUUGUUUUUAGACGAACACGUUUUAUUCAUUUGUAAAUUGUCCGCGAAUUGCUUGCGCCUGCUUUACCCUAUUGCUCAUGUUGUGUUUUCAAUUGCUAAAGGCUGUUUAAUAAAGGAAAAUCGAGCUUUUUUAAUAGCUAUUGAUAAGCAGAUAAAGGCUACGUCUUUGCGUCCAGUUUUUUAAAUGCUUUGAUGAUAAUACCGCGAGAGUGAAUUUAUCUAUGAAUUAUCGUUUGAAUUUUUUUUUUCGCCUUCUGUGUAUCAAACAAAAUAUGUUAUUUUUGCGAAGACCACGAUUUUGGAUAAUACCGUGACGGAUAGCGUUUUUCUCUUCCUUUUUCUACGUCAAGCGGACAUGUAAUUUGUAUUGAUUGAAAUAUUACUUUUGCCUCCGGCUAGAAGUCAAUGCCGCAGAGAUAGCAAAACAAUUUUCAAGCACGUUCUCGACGGACUCUCGGCGCGCUUCAACGUGGGGCAUUAUUUUUUUAUUCAAUUCGGUCUUAUGUAUUUUUUUUGCUACGGUCAGAACUAUAUCUGUUAUCUAUUUUUUUUUUAGUAGCUUUUUCGAAUCAAUUAUAUUUCGAUCGUUCGCUCGAUCGUCUGUUUCCUCAGUACCCUUAAAUUAAGGUUUUUUUUUCAUUUUUUAUGUAUGACUUAAAUACGUUAAUUUGUCAAAAUUAACUGGAAAUGAACUAUUUUUUGAUACAAAAAGAGGACAGGAUCUUUCUUAAUGCGAUGCCUUGCCUGACUUGAAACUGGAAAUUUGCUGAUAUAUUACAGCAUUUUCGCAGCUAUUUAAUUUAAAGUCCAUUUAUAGGUCGUUUCGCUGGUUCACAAUUCAUUGUCUUUAGACGACGUACAGCGUUAAAUGAACUCUUGGAUUUGUCUUGUGGAUUAUCAGAUUACCGUAAAGUAGCUGCCGUACUUUAAUUGCUAAGAUGAGACAAUAAGUUGUAUUUUUUUAUUAACUUUAUUCUGCGAGGUGCUUGGCUCCAUUACUAACUAAAAAAUUUUAUCUUUGAGAUCAAGGUUCUUGAUUCAAUCUUACCCAUAUGAUAUAGAUAUGUCCUUCUAUCCCAAAACAUCAUCAUCCAUUAGUCAAGGACAGUUAGCAGUGAUGAAUCAUGCGAAUGAGAUAUCGCUGUCAGGCUCCUUUUGUUUUUCGGCUUGUGCUAUUAGUGAAGUAGCUUAAAAUGAAUUCUAAACUUAACGGUUUUUAUAGUCACACGGAUAGUUUCUUUCACCCAAACCUUCAAAAUCUAAAAAAGGCACUUUCGUUGCUCUUAUUGUCACACGGAUAGGUUCUUUCGCCCAAACCUUCAAAAUCUAAAAAGGCACUUUUGUUGCUCUUUUAUUGUUUCCUUGAAACGUUAAGUAGAGUCAAGAAUCAAUAGAAAGAACGAGUAACGAGUGAACCUUUUCGGCCGUUUUGAGUAGAAAUAACUUGACCAAUCUCAGGUAUCCGAAACGUUAAAUUCUAUUUCUUUUCUAUUACAGUACGCCUUGUAACAAAGUAGAUAGGAGGCAAAAGUUACCGUUUUCAAUAGCACUUUUAGUGCGUAUACAGCUUCAAUGUUUGAUCACAAACAUGACCCCCACUCCCCUCCAAUUUAACUGAAUCUUGCCUCGAGCGUCUGACGCAAACGACGUGAAACGUUCCUUGUUGUGAUCUUAUUAGUAUUCAGUAAAGUUUUACACCAGUGAUAAGACUAAUCGUGCUGCAGCGUUGUGCCUUUCAGGCCGUUUGUUAGAACGAAGAGCCCAUGGUCUCCUAUUAGAAUGCAAAAGCAUACAUGGUCUCUAAAUUGAGUCUGAGGAAGAAGCAACACAAAAUAACCGAUUUGUUUAUUCAGUCUGCGCUGAAAGUGACAGUGUCCUGGAGAUUUUUUCUUUUUUGCUCAAAAUGUCCUACAAUUCUAUUCAGUAACUUUUAUGCACAUAAAGCAGUUUGAUUAAAAUUGCCAAUAUAAGAAAAACGUAAAACAUGAGUGUGUGGGCUCGACGUUUUCAAGAUGCUAUCCAUUUUCACGAGGUCUUUAAUUCCAUAACCAAAAACAUUUAUGACAUUUGCAUUACAUAUGACAUUUAUGAAUAGUUUAGCUGAAACUCUUCCUCCAAGGCGGUUUUCUUGUUCGGAGUGUCAAACUUUAGUCUUGAAUGUAGUUUACAUCAUGGACGGUUGUAUUUGAAUAAGAACAGUAAUAAGUCUGGUAUUAUACUAUGGAUAAACAAUGUCUGAUAAGAGACCACUUCAAAAAUGGUUCAAUCUUUCGCUGUCUUAGGUUCGCGUGUCAAAUAUGCGCCUUGCUUGUUGCUUACAUUUCACUGAGUAGGUUGUAUUUUUAUUAUGGCGAUAAAGCCACUUCCGUAAACUGCAUUUUAGUACUAUUUUUUGAUUUUGUCCAGCCUUUUAUGUUGCGAUCAAAUAACUUUACUUCAAAUUUGAGUCUAGUGUUAAGGGUUUUAAGAAAGCAACUUGAGCCAUGUUUUAAUCUUAUGGCUUCUGAACAAGUUAACUCGAAUUCAAACUGAGUUUUAGCUAAGAUCUGUAGCUUGAUUAGAUGUGAGUCUACCACUGAUCUAUCUCGAAGCAUUUCCGUUUGCGUGCCAAACAUUCAUCUUUCGUGCUGCUUACGUUUUUCAUAGGUUGUAUUUUAAUAACUUUUUCUCUGACCAGAUAAGUUUUCCAUUAUUGUUUUCCGUUUUUAGCUUUUCAUCUUCCGCAAAGUACACAGUACACAAUAAGCUGACUUUCAAACAGGGAAGUAAAGAAAGAUAAUUGUAGUUUCUGUAAACGUAAAUGAUAUUAACACCUGCUUACACAAACUGCAAGGGAUUAUAAACCUUUGAGCUGCAAUUUUAUUUUUUCAUAAGGCUCCAGUUAUAGCCUUGAAUUGUAUUUUUAUUUCACUUGCAACCUGUAAAAAUGUCUCAAAAGUUUCAUAAUUCAUAGUAGAUUGGAUAAUCGUGAGCAUGCUGAGUUUUCCGUCAUAAUUUGUACGGAUUUCUUCGAAUCUUAAUUGGUACGGUGUUCUAUUUUUAAUGUUUUAUGUAGAUGAUUUUUCUCUCGUUGUAUCUUCCAUGUUAAAUAUUUUCCAUUCCUUUUUUCUUGGCAAUUCACUUCUCGAAAUGCAGAAAGUAACAUUUUCAAGUUAAACGGUGGCGUCAUUUCUGGUCUCCUCCUCUUUGAAGAAUUUUACAAAUCCCGCGCUUCCCUACACUCUUGACACUGAGGCUUUCAGAAUCCGGAUUUCUUUUCUUGAAGCGGACACGCUGAAUUAACUUGCUCUUUGCCGUCACGUGUGUGACGAUCACUAUUCCCGGGAUCAUCAUUUUGAGUCCUUAUGGCCUCCUCAGCGAAUCCAGAAUAGGUUUGGUGGGAUGCUAGGUGUGGCCUUUUUGUGGUGAUACUGGUAAUGCAAGCUUAAAAUAGGAGCGGGAAGUGCGAAUUUGAAAUUUAAAAUAACGAGUGCUGUUUUUUCGUUGUUGUCAUAACAGAACCUUGCCUCAUUGGGUCUUUUUAUCCAUUUUUCACCACGUUAACAUUGCAUUUGGUUAUUUUGUAAGGCUUUUGCUUUGUGGGACUGCAGCCAGUCUCACUCAUACUAUCGGGAUUUUCUCGCACCUCACCGUGACGUUUAGGUGAUAGGUAGAUGGUUUGAACAAUACGCAAAUGCUUUCAGCAUACGCUAGAUCAAAAAAAAAAGGCACAGAUUUAGUGGAUAGCUCCAAUGAUAAAAUUUUAAGGAUUUAUCAGUGAUAACACGAGCAGCGUAAUAUGUGGAGUUUACUAUACUAAUUGUAGCGUCUUGUAUCUCCCUCUUCUUAAAUGUUACAAUAUUCUCGUUUUCUUGCCGCUAUUUUAAGGAGUACCAAACUGUGGAGAAUGUCUCCACAGUUUUGUUUUCGACGAAGGAAAACUCUUCUUUAUCUUUUGGUUGACCGCCGUUAUCUUGUCAUUUUAAUGAUUGUUAGUUUCAGAUCGCAUACAGUCCUAUCCUACUUAGCAGGGUUUUAGGGCGGAGGGAGAAAUUUCGAGGACGCGCGCGCGGAUGAGGGAGAAAAAGAGAGUGGGAGGACUAACCGGUGCCAGCCACGCGGGCUAAUUCAAUCCCACGAAGGCGCUCCAAUAACCUAUGAUUAUAAAUGAUUAUUUUUAGUACAGUCAUUCAAGUUGCGGGUUCGUUCGUUUCUCUUCGUAUAUCUUUAGCAAGGUCACGUCCAAAAUGUCAUUGGAACAAGGCAAAUAUUCUAAAAGAUUUGCGCGCGAGUAGAUGUUACGUCGUCUAUGUGUAUAUAGUUACGGGAGUUAUCGAUUUUAAAAAAAAGAGAAUAAGAAAGGAGAAUUAAGGCCACCGUUUAUUUAUUGUCUUAUUUAUGCGAGGGUAGAAUACACUGAAUAUUCUUAAUGACUCUUAAGCAGCUAAUAACCUACAAAUAUGGAUGAUGUAUUAUUUUCUUAUUUACGUGAUAAGAAAAAGUUAUUUCAGCCGUAUUUCAUUAUAGAUGAUGUUGGAAAUUUGUUCGUGACAAGAAUGAUAUUUGUAAAGGAAGCAAAACAGUGCUUUUUACCUGAAGUCGACUCAACAAAUAUCAUUUUGGCGAAAGUGGCACUUUCAUAAAAUAAAGCAAAUUUAUUUGUUCCGUUCUUUUGCCUUUGACAAACAACGAAAAGAAUAAUUUCCGUGAAUUAUGAGAGUGACAGGUAAUUAUUUUAUUUAGUAUUGCCGUCAUUUUGUCAGGUUUAAUAUGUUGUACAUAUGUCAAUGCGCUACAGAAUUGCUGUUGUCAGUAAUGUCAUAAAAUUCAAAUGUCAGCUAUUGACUUUGAUUGUAACGUAUUGAGUUUGUAACAUACAGAGAAAAUAGAUGGCACUUUGAUUGGGCCGGGAGAUUCAUAGUAAUUGGCGUCAGAAAUUCUUGAAUCUCUUUUUUACGAAAGGAAAAGAAAAUUGAAAUAAGGGAAGAAUCAAUUAUUUGUGUCAAAGAAGACAACUGACGGCAGAAAAAGUCGUCUGCUAUCCUACUGGAAAUCGCACUGCAAAACGCGUUUUUGGAGACAAGAGUUUGUCGUUCGAUGUAAUGGAAAUUAUUGAUUCAGUUUUAGCUAAAUCGAGCUCUAAGUUUGUGCUAACUUGGCGUUCAGUGUGAUGAGGCUGGAAAUUUUAACUCGCAGUGGAAGUCAGGUAACAUUUAAAAAGUAGCCCUUCUUUUAUGCUUAGUUNCACUGAAUAUUCUUAAUGACUCUUAAGCAGCUAAUAACCUACAAAUAUGGAUGAUGUAUUAUUUUCUUAUUUACGUGAUAAGAAAAAGUUAUUUCAGCCGUAUUUCAUUAUAGAUGAUGUUGGAAAUUUGUUCGUGACAAGAAUGAUAUUUGUAAAGGAAGCAAAACAGUGCUUUUUACCUGAAGUCGACUCAACAAAUAUCAUUUUGGCGAAAGUGGCACUUUCAUAAAAUAAAGCAAAUUUAUUUGUUCCGUUCUUUUGCCUUUGACAAACAACGAAAAGAAUAAUUUCCGUGAAUUAUGAGAGUGACAGGUAAUUAUUUUAUUUAGUAUUGCCGUCAUUUUGUCAGGUUUAAUAUGUUGUACAUAUGUCAAUGUGCUACAGAAUUGCUGUUGUCAGUAAUGUCAUAAAAUUCAAAUGUCAGCUAUUGACUUUGAUUGUAACGUAUUGAGUUUGUAACAUACAGAGAAAAUAGAUGGCACUUUGAUUGGGCCGGGAGAUUCAUAGUAAUUGGCGUCAGAAAUUCUUGAAUCUCUUUUUUACGAAAGGAAAAGAAAAUUGAAAUAAGGGAAGAAUCAAUUAUUUGUGUCAAAGAAGACAACUGACGGCAGAAAAAGUCGUCUGCUAUCCUACUGGAAAUCGCACUGCAAAACGCGUUUUUGGAGACGAGUUUGUCGUUCGAGGUAAUGGAAAGUAUUGAUUCAGUUUUAGCUAAAUCGAGCUCUAAGUUCGUGCUAACUUGGCGUUCAGUGUGAUGAGGCUGGAAAUUUUAACUCGCAGUGGAAGUCAGGUAACAUUUAAAAAUUAGCCCUUCUUUUAUGCUUAGUUUGCGAUCGCCUCUUAAUUUUGUUUCAAAAAAUUUUCCGGCAUUUGUCGUCUUCUUGAAGUAUGAUUAACGGCAAGACUUCUAUUGCGUUUAUAGCUCAACCAUACUAGCUCAGUCGCUAACAAAGUUUCAAUGACGUACCAUAUACUCCGUCCUUUCUGUCCUGAAAACGUAAUGCUGAUUUUAAGUAUAGUCAGUCAAAUACGCAACAAAAGCUAUCAAGAUAAAUCCACAUAGGCAAGGCUCCUUAGACAUAGUGACUUAAAACUCCGUAGAUUUAACUGACUUUUAAUACUAAGCGUAUUCUAUCUCCGAUCUUUUUGGGAGCCGACAACCAUUUCAGACGUUAUCACUCCAGUGGUCAAGCGAUUUGUUACUCUAUUGCUUUUGGCGUCGCUUUUCUGUGCUUGAUUUUUUUCUGUCCACUUUUUUUUUAAAUCAGGAGCGUGCACUAGCCGUCACAGAGCUGGGCUCGGCGCUCAAGUUCGAAACAGACGAGCCUCAUUUUGUGAGUCUUGGCGGAGGAAGGCUGAGUAUCGGUGUCACUCUUUGUCCUAUUAAACGAGGUAAGAUGCGAUAGAAAGGAAAUUAUUAGAUCGAUGAAGGGUUGAGAAGGUGCAAAACAACUCACGUCAACCGGAAGCAAGGUCUUUUCCCUUUUACUGUGCCUUGACGCUGCCAAAUAUGUCUUUCUAAGUAUCCUUACUCUUAUUGAGACGAAUUGCUAGAAAAUUUUGCAAAAAUCGUUGCCCAAUAAUUCAAAACGCCCACUUCCGGUUGACUUGCGUCGCUCGGAAAUGUCCUUACUUGAGCUCCCUAAUAUCUGCAUGCAUGUUACCAUGUGUUUAGAUCCGUAUAACGUGCAUGCUUUCAAUAUUGGGCCCCUAAUCACAUGCAUAUAACCGAUAUUAGGUUCCUAUUCUGGUCACAUCUCCAUGACCGAUGUCAGAUCCCAAAUCACGCAUGUUCCCGACAUAAAAUCCCUGAUCACAGUUUUUGGUCUCUAAUCACAUGCUUCUUACAGAAUUGAUUUCUCUUAUCCGGUGCAUGUCACAGACAAUGGGUCAUUUCUGAGUUCCUAAAAACCCCCUUACAAAAAGAUCAGGUGGAAAUACCCUCAUAUAAAAAUGAGGUUUAUUUGCAAGCAUCCUGUCGUAUUGCAUGAGAAUAAACCCCUUCUUCAUUUCGCAGCUAGCAUCUUUCGAAAAUUAAAGCGAGAGGCGAAUUGGAGAUUGCCUUUUAGGUUUCAUGUGCGUGUUGCGGUUUUAACUUGCAUGUUAAACAACUAGUAGAUAUUCGAUCCCUGAUAACCUUGCCUAAUCACAUUAUUUUGUCCCUAAUGACAUGCAUCUUACCAAUAUGAGGACUCUGGUCAAGUUUUAGAUGAUUAGGUCUCUAUGGAUCACGAAGGUACGGUAUUAGAUGUUACCAGUGGUAACUCCCUGAUAACUUGCACCUUUCCUAUAUUAAAUGAUAAUCACUUAUCGAUAUUAGGUCCCCUUUCACAUACAUGUCUUCGAUGUAAGGUGAGGAUUUUCUCCGCCCAAAAGACGUGUAGUGAAAUGUGUGUAAAAUGGUAAUACUUUCUUUUCAGGUAAAACCUUGAUCGGCGUUUCAACAGACACGUGUAAACCCGACAUUCAGCUAAGAGGAAAAGGAAUAGAACCGUACGUUUUUGCUUACUUUACAAAUAAUUGCUUACUUUUCCACGCGCGUCGCGUCUCCUCGCAGGAGGCGAUUCCGCCCGAACGCCUUUCCCUAGCGUGUUUCACUCGCUUCACUACUUGGCCUCAUAGGAUUGGCUGUGAAAACAAUAAACAGAAAUAUAACAAUGACUCUAUCACUAAACCAAUGGGGCUGCGUGUUACGGAGAACCAAUAAAAUUAGAGGAUAUUUAGGACCUGGGCACUAUCCCCCUCUACUAAAGGAAAAGAAGAACCAUUUCAAAUAGCCUGAGUAUCAGGUGUUCCCUCCUAAGGGGCUUGGGGAGAGGAGAUUUUAGGUGGGGGAGAAGAGAAUGGAAGGGCGUUUCUCUCCUUCAGCUCUCUCCCUUUUUCGCUUCCAUCUUUCCCCUUUUCCCCAGAAACGCCUGAUACUCAGGCUAAUUUCAAAUGGCUCCCAUGACCACAAAUGGCAUUUUUGGUCAGGAGCCAAAUUAUGGCUCCUGCUAGUUGACUGUGUGGUAAUGUUAUUGUAUUCGCUGUGAGCGCUUAAACGUUUCUUUCGCCGACCUUUAUUGUGCCAGACUCUACAAUAAUGUGUUAAUUCGGCAUGGUUUCGCCACUGGUGGUCGGACUGUGCAUACAUCGUGUUUUUCUUAGGAUCGUGGGGUUGACCAUCCUAACGAGGAAGCAACUCUUACAGCUGCACGUCUCCAUAGAUCGAAGGCAGUAACCGUGGUAGUCUUAAAAGUUACAGAGAUAGAAAUUUAAAGAGAGCUACAGUAGCUGGGUAGAACGUGUUUCUGAUUGGCUGCUUAGAUGUUCUACUCGUGCUGCCAUAAUGAAUGAGUGAUUAAUUGGGAUCUUUUGUGAGCUGUAAAAUAUUAAAAUGACUUGCUCGAUCUGAUUCAAAUUGAAGCGCUAAGGAAUUUGAUUGUGUAGUCGGUACCAUUGUCUUAAAGAUCCCAGGCGUGUUUUGUAAGCCUGACGAUGAGAAGCUGACACUAUAUGCGAUGUCAUUACCCUUUUAUUCCCAGAAGUGGCCAAAAUGAAAAUUAGACAAAAAUAUCCAAAUUUCAUUUUGCUAAAUCCUGAACAAGAAAUAGUACCAUGUGAAAGUACUGCCAAGGAGGUUUCAUAUGAAUAGUCACACCAAAGGAUUUGGUCCACAGACUCAAAAGUUAAAACUACGUACUAUUAAAUAGUACCAUGUUAAAGUACUACAAAAGAGGUUUAAUUUGAAUGGUAACACAAUAGAAUUUCAUCCACAGACUCAAAAGUUAAAACUACAUACUAUUAAAUAGUACCAUGUGAAAGUACUGCAAAAGAGGUUUAAUUUGAAUGGUAACAACACAAACUCAAAUGUUAGAAACACCUUUCAAGACUCCAUCAUUAACUCUGAGGGUGAAAGAGUGAAGGGAAAUUUCAUAGUUUUUAAGCUACGUUCGAUCAUCUGAUCUAAACUCACUAACCUCCCUGUUUACAUUAUGAUCCCUGUAACUUUUACCGACGAAGUCUGAUGACCGCUUAGUGCAUGACACUCGAAUACAUAACUGCCUUUAAUUAAAUUUUCCAUUCCAAAAUUUCCCAAUAAAUGAAUACUGAAUAAAUAUUUAAUAAUUCUCCCCUAGUAGCUAGCGUUCAAAUGAUUUCUUACUGCAAUUUAUUAACAACAAAUGUCAUUUUUCAACAGUGAGCACUGCACAGUCGAAUACAAUGGCGAUGCAGUUGUUCUUUACCCCAAAGCAGCCUUGUGUUCUGUGGAUGGUAUUCCAAUCUCUGAGCCCACGAGGCUACCCCAAGGUACGUAAAAUGUUUUCUUUCAAAAUAAAUGAAGAAUGUGCUUAUGGCAGGUGAUUCAUCUUAUAAGCUAGAGUUCUCCUGUCCUUAUCCCCGAGAGGGGUGGAUUGCACACUACCCCAUCACAGAAAAUAGACGCUUCAUAUUAAAUAUCAACGCGCCAAAAAUUCGCGUUAGUUUAAGGUGCGUCAAUUUUCAGUGUCGGCGCUAACUUCCGUGCCAUUAAUUAAGUGGAGCGGUCAUUUCCGCGACCUGAAAGUCGUCUUAAUUUCAAAUACAACAAUUCAAACGAGCGUUAAUUUCCCUGUAAUAAGGUAAGUUGUCACCCUUCCUACCCCCGGAGAGGAAGCCUUUUCGUGUUCAAAUUAGUCAUUGGUUUAUCGAGCAAAUGACAUAUACUCGCGUGUGCUGUACUAGUUUGUCACGAUAUCCUGCAACACAUCAGCCGUGGAGUUUUAAAGUAGGUAGAGCUCAUUCUUGCUUGAUUCCUUCUUUUUGGUUUUAAGUUAUAAAAUCCAAAGUUAUUUGUCUCCGAACAUUUUGGGUCCUUUAGACCUAUGCACAUUGCUUUAUCAUUCCUCGGUAGCUUUGUUUAUAUAUUUACGCUUCUAAUCAUCCACUCCCGCCAAAAGUGUUCAAGUUAAAUGUAAAAACCCAUUCACUGUGCUAAUUCCCUAUUAACUCUAUCACCAAAGAACUAGUAAUAUUGUUUGCAAAUAACCUUAAAAUCAGAAUGGUGUACUGCAAAGAACCUGCUUAAAUAAGUGCGUUACAUUUUUAUUAUUCCGCACAGUUUUGAUCACCACUUAUGAUAUGUAAAAUCAUCCUUCAUUCGAACUGGUUCAAGUAUCAGUCUUUUUGUUCACGACUUGUUUCCAUUUUGUUGUAAGUUACGUUUUUAUUUUCAGUUUCUGUCGUUAAACUUCUCUUUGAGUGUAGGAAUUAAAAUUAACAACAACCCAAGAAGUAAAUUUAACUUAGUAAUUGCCUUUUCUGAUUUUUCAUGGUCAGGUCUAUCGCCCACGGUCUGUAGUGUACUUGGGUUUGCUUGUAGACUACAAAACUUCUUUAAAUCUACCAAAAGAGUUGAAAAUAUAAUGCACGUUUGACUUCUGGGUUGGUCUUGCUUUUAACGUUGUUUCACAAAACCGCCUUCUGAGUAAUUUGAAACUGAUCUGUUUACUAUGAACAGGUUUAGGCCAUACUUGGCGCAAAAUAGAAAAGGCAUUUAUUUACGCUCGUAUAUCAAAGUCCACUGCUUUAAACGCGGUUUAGAUAAUAACGACUCUAACUUCCGGUUAGUUUUCUCUGCAUUUUUAUCAAUCGAUUUUUUAUUAAAUUUUUUACCUUUCCAUUGCUAGUAAAAUUUAUCAUUAAUUUGCUUUGUUGUCUUGGAAACUCAUGUCUUUUCUUCAACUGAUGUGUGCCUAAAUUUAGCUCAGGCGGCGAUUGAUUGGUUAACGCUGUGACACGUACAUGUGUUUACUUGUACUUUACGAAGAAACUGUUUUUAGACUCGUGGUUCAACACCUGUAUGACAAAGGUCGUGUCAUCGACAAUAUUGCUUGACUUUUGAUCACGCUAUCUUUAAGGCUGUAUUGGACUUCCGUACCUCUCAGCUUUCUGCCAGUACUUUAAUCAGGAUCUCCUAUUUGGGUUCGCGAGGAAAUGUUUAUGACCAACCGAACUUUCAAUGGUCCCGGUUUGGUUUCAGAUUAUUAACUCCUGCGAAAAAAAACCUUCAUUAAUUAACUGAAAGAGAAUGGCAUAGUUUUUUUGCGUUUUUCUUUUCUUCGUAGUCGUAAUGCAAAAUCCUAAUGGGUGACUUUUCUAAACUAAGUGACUACGAAGCUUUUUGUUUCAGUGAAAACGGUGGGAAAAUUGUAAAAUUUUGUCAGGUGUGUGAUUUGGUACACUCGGCCUGUAUGUUUUUUCGGUCAAGUAUCAGUCGAGGAAUUUUCAAGAAUUUAUUUUAUGUUGUAGUUAAUCCACUGAGUCUUCAUCACGCGCAAUGUUUUCCUAUUUUUUAGGUUGCAUGAUUUGCCUGGGAAAAUCCAACUACUUCCGGUUCAAUCAUCCCAGAGAAGCAAAGAGAAUCAAGGAGUCAAAUCCAGGCAACAGAUUCUCCAUUGUUCCAGAUCAAUACUACCCAGGUAUGCCGGCCAAAAAGGACCUCGAUCCGAAGAGAAACGUUUUUUUGUUAGCACGGUUUAACAGCGACACAUUUAGCUAUAUUCAUAGUUUUUCCCUGAUACUUUAAACUUGUUACCCAUGCCAGGUUGAAUGUAAAGAUUGUAUAUUUUUUUGAACAAUCAAACAUGGUAUCGGCUCACGAUUUAGUCACUUCUGGUGUAGUUCAGUUGCUUUCUCCUUCUCCGCAAAGGUCUCUUUGCGUCACAGGAAAACUGGGAGAGGCGAAAACAAGCGCGCGUGUGGUUCAUGGGAAGGGGAAAGAUGAGGAAUGAAGCUCCCACCUUUUCGCUCCCUUCCCUUCGUCCCUCGCGCGCUUAUUUUUUAAAAUUUAUUUCUAUUUUACUAGAAAAGAUCGUUUUCGCUCUCGUGGUCAGCGGCUAUGCGAAUUUCUUGGAACAAAAGAAAGCUAUUUCACGAGAAAAAAGUUCAAUCCUCGGCCUGAUUUUUUUAGUACACUAACAUUACCGCCGCGGUUUCAAUGUUUUGUACACCGAUAUAGCCGCCGUUAAUACGUCAAGUGAAAUGUUCUUUACGGGAGCCUCUGCGGCGGAAAUAGAAUCAUUUGCGACCUACAUGUACAUCACAAGUAACCACGUCGAGAAGCGAAAGAUGAAAACCUUUUCCAUUAUUGUACUUCGCCUCGUUGAAUUUAUAACGAUUUUUGCUGUAAUGAUUUCAAUCUUUUUUCAAAGACGCUUCACUUCAAUUUCGUGAACAUUUGCCUUUUUCUGUCUCCAGAUGUGGAGCUCGCCAUUGAACAGUAUAAAAAAGAUAAACAAGAAAGAGAAAGACUCCAAAAAGAAAACGAACGUCUGCUGUCCCUGGAACACGAGUACAAGGAAGCUGUGGAGCGAAUAGAGUUCGAAAAAACGCAACUCGAAGAGGAGCGUCGACAGUUACAAGAGAUGGAAGAACAGCACAGACAAGCUGUCGAGAGCUUUGAGGAGGAGAUCGCAGUGCAGAUUGUAGAACUGGAAAGACAAAGAAAGGAACUUAGACACUUUGAAGAGGAGAAAGAAAAGCUCAUGAUUCUACAGGAAAAAUAUGAAGAGAAUGUCAGGAAACAAGAACAGGAACGCUCAAACAAGGAGAAAAGGUGGGUGUGCUGUAAGGGUCCUAUGGGUCCAUUUCUCGAAAACCCCGUUAGAAAAAAAAAGCCCCUUUGACAUUUCGGUCCCUUUAAUUUGAAGUCAUAUUCUAAACAAUGGUAACGCUAGCUUCUUAGGGAUUUGUCACGCAUUCCUCCUUUUGUGUUGGAGGAAUGUAUGACGAAUCCCUAAGGACGUCUGCGAGGGAGGCUGGUAGCUAUGGUAACGCGGGCUCUAGCCCAUAAAACCAGCGCAAACUGUUCCAUUAAGUUAGAGUUUUAUUGUAAAAUGACCCGUAUUACUCUUAGAUCUUUAAAGAGUCAACUCCCAGCAUGAGUCGUACCUAUGACCUUCUGGUUUUUACUUAAGACCAGCUGCUCUUUCACUGAACUACAGGAGACUCGUGGGUCGUAAGAGCUAAGGUCAUAAACCAUCAAAAUUUGAAUUCUCAUUUGUUGCCCCUAUUCAUUUCCUACAGAAGUAGUUGGGAGAAGUUGAUAAGAUAUCAGGCAAAUUGUGUGAUCAUGUUUGUAAUUCUUAUGACCACUCUGUUUUACAAAGCAUUGAUAUGACAAGGAGAAUUUUGAUGCUGAUCACUCUUCGGGCUUAGGUGGUUGAACUCGAUUCAUUUGACGAGCAUCCUGUAUACUACUAAGUUGACUAACUAUCUCUAAGGGACAGUGCCGUGGGAAUUCUCCGAAUAUUUAGAACAAGAAUUUGCUUAAAUUAUAUUUUAUUUCCUGUUUUUUACGAAGACACCGUAAAUCCUCUAUUAAACUCCAACCCCCCCCCACCCCCCUCGGGGGGGCUCAUUUCUUUCAAGUACGGGUGAAGGGGAGAUGAGGGUGGGACGUUAUAGAGGGGAGGGGCUUAUUUGAUUAUUUAUGUUAGCGAGGAUGCUGAUAUCAAUUCUCCAUAAAAACUAGAGCCCAGAGUGAAAAAGCUCAGGCGCAUGAAGGUCAUACACGGGAAGAUCAAAAACAAAUCCGAACUUUCAGCACGUGAAUAAAUCGUACCGCACGUGAAGUGUUACAGUCGUGAUUGAUUAAAAUACAGUCUAUCAUUUGAGAAUAAAGGGGUAGGGAAGGGGGGAGCUUAAAAGAGACGGAGGUGCUUACUCACUUUCCUCCCCUGAAAAGGGAAGCUUAAGUGAGAGGAGGGCUUAAUAGAGGAUUUACUGUAGAUGAAGUCAAUUUACAUUUUUAACGAAGGAUGGGACACAACAAAUUUUUGCCAUUUUCAUCGAAGAAACUAAAGAAAAUCUCGAAAAUACGCGGUCGACUCUUUGAAAUGUAUAAAUCCGUCUUUUUCAUCCACGGCCUAAAACAUGAUUCUCACUUUUCCGGCGGUAGAGUUCAUCGAAAUCUCCUUUACAUUUGAAGGGGUUACUAAAAAUAGAUACCCUGUCCUUUUUCAAUUAAUGUAAACGUUGCCCCAUAUAGAGAGUUUUCCGGACCAGAAGUGUUUUUUAGCCCCUGGAUGGUGACUAAUAAGUAAAUAGGGAUCUUUCGUGAAUUUCACGAGCAUGCUUUAAGCCUGUAUUGGAUGUCUUGACAAAACUAGAAGCAAGAAUCGCCAAAGGAUUCAAAAAAUAAGAAAUAUGAGCUGGAGAAUUUACUCAAAGUUUCAUGUAAAUGGUCAUUUCGAUAUCUGCCCGAAAUGAAAUUUGUAUGACUCUGAUGGGUUCUUGUAUGACUCGAUUAUGUUAUUUAAUCCGGAUAUUCUACCGAUAACUUCCGCCUGUAAUCUUACACGUGCCAUCUUAAAAUGUUUUGCUUCGUUGAAUCUAGUUUACUUUAUAUCUGGCGCUCUUCACUUACUCAUUGUAUAAAUUCUUUAACUGAAAUGGCGAAAUUUCGUUCUGAAACAUUGUACUUAGCAAGGAAUGUCGUAAUCAGUUCCUGUGUGAUCAGUCACAAGUUAUUGAUGACGUCAGUUCAUAUUGUGACUGGCACGCGAUCUGGGUCAAGAUUCGAGUCCAAGGUUUUACGUUGACUGUCAAACGUAAUCAAUUGUUUAUCUAAACUUGAGGUUUAUAAUGAGAGUUACCUCAAACCUUUUCAGUUAUUACUGAAUGGGUUUAUCAUGCUCGAAUCCGUCUUGGAAAAGGUAAUUCUUGGAGCAGACAUUGUUUUUUUUUUUUUUGAUCGGUGCAGUUGCUUGACAAACCGGCCACAACACAUUCAAGUCUUAAAAUAGUGUCGAGCAUCUCCAUUUGAAUGACCUAUAAUUUGGAUUUGAAAAUUUAUAGAACUCUCAAGUAAAGUGACAAGUUUCGUGCAACAAAAGCUUUGGGAAUACGCCAAGAAUAUGAUUGCUUGAACGAGAGGGGAUAAUGUAUAAGACUUAAAGGUUUCAAAUGUAGUUUCAGAAAUUUUGCAAGUAAGUCUGCUCAUGGCGGUAUUGUUGUUGUUUUGUAGGCGACAAGAAGAGUAUGAGAGACUUAAAGCCAUGAAGGCAAAACUAGAGGGAGAGGAAGGAACGGAGAAAGAGAGAGUAGCCAUCGAGGAGUUAAGACAACAACUUGCCCUUCAGGAGAUAAAUAGCCUGGAAGAGGAAAUGCUGACGUAUGAACGUCAACAACUUGAUAAUGAGCUUAUUGAAGAAGAGCGGAGGAAACUUGAGCAAAUGAAAGACAGGCAAAGCGAGGUUAUUAAGCAACUUGAAGACGAACUUAACGCGCAGAUAAAAAUACUGAAGGAGGAAAGAGAAAAGGAGAACUCAAAGAUUGAAAAGGAGAAAGAGAGGAUACAGUUAUUGGAGCAACAACAACAAGAAGCUCUUAAAACUAUUGAGCUUGAGAGAGAACGGCUUGACAAAGAAAGGGAAGAAGAAAAAGUGAGACUUCAAGAAGAACGAGAGCGAUUAAACAAACUGGAGAAAGAACGCUUGGAAAUGCUGGAGAACGCGGCGAGGGAACAAGAACAUGAGAAACAAAUGAUCGAAUCAGAGAAGAAAAGGCUUGUUGAACUUGAAGAACAGCACGCACAGGCCAUGAAAGAAAUUGAAGAGAGCAUGAUUUCGAAACAGGAUAGGAUGGAGCGCGAGCGACAAAUAGAAUUCGAGUUCUUCGAGACUGAGCAACUCCUUCUCGAAGAAUUGGAACAGAAACAACGUGAAGCUGGCCAACAACUUGAGCGAGAAAAGGAGCUUAUUCGGGAGCAGUUUGAAAAGGAACGAGAAGAGGAGCGAAGGAAGCUUGAGGAAGAGCACAGGCGAGUUCAAGAGCUGCAAGCUCAACAACAGGAGACGCUCAGGCAGGCAGAAGAGGAGCGACGCCGACUUCAAACUGAGCUAAAAAAUCAGAGAGAACAGAUGGCGAAGGAGAAGCAGCGCUUGAUUAAUCUGGAGAAGGAAUAUAAAAAGAUCAGAAAUAAUGGCGCUGAGGCUCCUCCACUGUUGUCAGCGUUAAAGAUACAGGAUGUGUCGCAGCUUGGAAAGGGCUGCUCACUCCAGGAGCGAAAACAGCGCUUAGAACAAGAAAAGCGCAGACUGAUUGAGCUAAAACGAGAAGCUGAACAUCUGUGGCACGUCAAACAGCAGGAAAGUAGCGCCGAAAGCGGGAGCAGUGGCGACGAAAGAACUCAGGAUAAAACAGCGCUCAAGUUACAGCGGGAGAAGGAAAAGAGAGAGAAACUAGAGCGCCAGUUGGCUGAAGUACAGCAACAAAAGAAUGCAGCGGAAGAUGGUGAAAAGGUGAAGGAGCUUGAAAAAGCGCUAGGAAUGGAACGCACGAGAAGACAAGAGAUGGAAAAAAUUCUCUCUGAAAAGCAGAAGCAGGAGGAGCUGGAGAAGGUCGCCGCGGCUGAAAAAGCUCGCAAGGAAAUGAUGACCGAGAAGGCUAUUCAGGAAAGACUCUCCACAAAGGUAAAGGUGUUCAUAAGAUUUUUUUGUGAUUUCUUCACUCAUCAUUUUGGUACGUUAAUAGAUACCUACUACUUGCAAAAGAGAGUCUGUUGUGCUUAUAACCAGUAGCUUUAAUUCUUACUCUCAGACAAAGUUUCCAAAUUUCAUUUUAUGAAAUGCUGAAAAACAGUGCAAAGUGAUUUCGUUAGACUGGUCAUACUGUAGGAUUUUCUCCACAGUUUCAAAACUUAGAACCAACUUUAAAAAAUCCAUCAUUCACUCGGGGAAUCGUGAAUCUAUCCCAAGUUACUGAGAGGUGUGAAAUAUGAGUUUGGCAUUAUAGAAAAACUCCAAUGAUGCAACACUUACACUAUGAAGGCUAGAGAUUGAGCAUGGCUUACGAACGAGGAACGUAGCAUUCAAAAUAAACAGCAAACUAAACAUUUUAAGAUGCAGAGAUGGCCAUGUACCUCCCUUUAGACAUGUCCGUGGUAUAGCCCUACAACAAUACGUUGUUCAUUGGUGGAAAACAUUACUUCAGGUAAAUCCAGACAAUGGAGAUCCUCAUGGUAAACUCGGCCCAAGGUUGUGCUCAAGCUAGGCUGUCUGCUAGGGAGCAGUCAUCCUUUUAAAGUCAAUACGACAGUAGUACCUUUUAAAAGCUUUACUACCUUUUACAUAUGUGGACGAAAUCCCAUGAUGGUACGUAAUAAUGAAACCUCUUUUGCAGAACUUAAGCAUAGUACAAUAUAUUUCUGAGGAAAUUACGAGAAGAAAAUUGGAGUUGUCUGUGUUUUUAGUUUGGCCAGUUUGGUAGGGUAAGAGAACUGGAAGGGAAACAUGUUUGCCCCGUAUUUAUUUUUAAUGGGAAAUCAUGGUCCCCUUCAAAAUAGAUAGUUUAAGGUGUCAUCGUUCUGGCUUAUCUUCCGGGUAUAAAGGGUCGGUUAACCAUAUUCACGGAUACGGGUACAACUAUUGUACCCGGGGCGGAUUCUACCCACACCCCUCCAGCCCAAAUGUUGCAUCUUAUGGUCUCUACGUUUUUUUGGUCAUCCGUACUGAUCAGAGUUUUUCUUCUGUUUCACGUAACGUAACGUAACGUAACAGGUCAAGAACGGCACGUCCCAUCACGAAGAGGACCUCAACCUUGUGCAGCACCUUGUUGCUACUGGUCACGUGUUAGAAAACUGUCCAUCAGUGCGUGUAACCGCCAGCACCUGCAAGGGCUACUUGUCGAAAAUGGGUGGAAAACUUAUCAAAUCGUGGAAAAAGCGCUGGUUUGUACUGGAUCGACAGAAGCGUGCCCUUUGCUACUACGCCGACGAGCACCAGAAAACGCCUAAAGGGAUUAUUUAUUUCCAAGCCAUUCAGGACGUCUAUGUAGACUUGCCCAUGUCAUAUAAGGGCUCUUCCUUAAGGACUACGUUUUGCGUUAAGACUCCGCAGGAAACGUAUUACGUUGCCGCACCUAGUGGACUGGCAAUGAGUAUCUGGAUUGAUGCUAUUCUCACGGGUAGGGAGGGGGCUGAUUUUAACAACUGA
Messenger RNA from Porites evermanni, 26293 nucleotides. The record is from the annotation of a GenBank genome assembly. Lineage: Eukaryota; Metazoa; Cnidaria; Anthozoa; Scleractinia; Poritidae.